GAUCAGCAGCUCCCUGAACGUGAAAGCAUUCUGAAUAAGCAAGUGCUGGAGUUAACAUGGCUUCGAAAAGAAAGGCCGAGAGUUUGAGCGAGGAGGCAAUUUGUCCCGUCUGUCUGGAUUUCUUCAUCGAUCCGGUUAUACUGGAGUGUGGACACAACUUCUGUCGCUCUUGUAUCACACGGUGUUGGGAAAGGGAGGAGAGAAACUCCUGCCCGGAAUGUAGAGAGGAGUUUGCUGACCGCACCCUCAGGGUGAAUCGGGCCUUAGCAAAUCUGGCUGAAAAAGCUCGAAAUCUAAACCUGAAUCCGAAAGAGAAGCAAAGUAAACGUCACUGCGAGGAACAUGAGGAAGAACUGAAGCUGUUUUGUGAAACGGACAAGACACUGAUCUGUGUGAUCUGUGCAGCUGCGCAGGAACACAGAGAGCACUGCUUCAGGCCGAUUAAAGGAGCUGUUAAAAUCUGCACGGAUCAGCUAAAAUCUUCCUUAGACUCUCUCACAAAAAAGAAAUCAGACUUCCAGGAAAAGGAGCAGCAACAGAAAGAGAAGAUUUCCGGAGUUUGGGAACAGUCACACAGUGUUCAGUCCCACAUCACAUCCCAGUUUGCUGAACUGCGCCAGAUUAUCACUGAGAAAGAGCAGAGCUUACUCAGGGAUCUCAGGGAAGAAGAGAAGAGGAUUCUCAAUCCAAUGGAGAAAAAUCAUUGGAAGAUUCAAGAGAAUAUAAGGAUUAUUCAGGAAGAAAUCACUAAGUUAAAGGAACAGAUGGAUCAAAAAGAUAGUGUGAUGUUUCUCAAGGAGGAAGCUCGUCGGAACAGCAGGAUUAAUGACGAUGUCCAGGAAUUGUCAGUGACAGAUGAGACCCUACCGGUUGAAAAAUUCGAUCACCUCUAUUUAUUGAACACAGUGCUGAGAGAAUCACUUGAUGCUAUUAAUCGAGUCUCUGUCAAUCUGGAUGUGGAAACGGCGGGUCCGUGUCUCGAGGUGUCUGAGGAUCGGAAGAGUGUGAGACGGACCGAGACCUGGAGGAAUCUCCAUGACUCCGGGAAGAGAUUCACAAUCUGGCCUUGUGUGCUGGGAUCGGAGGGAUUCACAUCGGGGAAACAUUACUGGGAGGUGGAGGUGACGGGGAAUCGGUUCUGGGGUCUGGGAGUCGCCGCAGAGUCUGUGGAGAGGAAGGAAUGGGUCAGACUGAGUCCGGAGACCGGGUUCUGGGUCAUCGGGCGGUAUUGUGACGUGUUACAUCGUGAUUGUGACGUGUCCCGUGAUCUCACCUCCCCCGGGGCCCGUCUCCCUGCCGGUCCCAUCCCCGGGAGGGUGGGAGUUUAUCUUAGUUACGAGUCCGGGACAGUUUCCUUUUACAACGCGGAGACUAUGUCCCAUCUCCACACCUUCACUGGGAAUAAAUUCACGGGGAAACUUUAUCCUCUCUUCCGGACUGUGGAUGUGAAUCAGGGGCUGAGAAUCUGCUCCGGUUCCGCUCCGGGUCUGUAAACGGGUCGUGUCCCGGGACCGGCGUC
Molecule: messenger RNA, 1519 nt
Organism: Hypanus sabinus (Atlantic stingray)
Lineage: Eukaryota; Metazoa; Chordata; Chondrichthyes; Myliobatiformes; Dasyatidae
Product: zinc-binding protein A33-like
Exons: 6
Coding region: 57-1493 (478 amino acids)
Molecular function (GO): protein binding; zinc ion binding
Source: RefSeq, a predicted model, not a curated record